AUGGAACAGGGUGUUAAUAUGAACGCACAGGUGUCGUUCCUUCCAAUCCUGAAGAUUUUGCUUCCGCCUAGCCAAGAUCCAACAGGCCAGAACACGGCAAGCUUGAGCAGUAUAACUAGCCAGUAUCAGCAUGUAUUUCUUAACAUCAGUGUCACGCCCAUAGAAUGCUCCAUCGUCUGUGACUCGGCAUGGGCAGAAUCCGAGUUCAUACCAGCCAUAAAACGCCUACCCAAAGACAAGGCAAAGUCGGUGCUUAUAUCCAAGGACAAGUAUGCAGCCCUUUGUGUCAUCACCGGAUCGCUGGACGCCGGCUCCCGCGUCGCCGACCUAACCUCGCCCCUCGCCCUCGCCAAUAUCCCCAUCUUCUUCAUCACCACAUAUUACUCCGAUUUCAUCCUCGUCCCAAUCAGAGACCGCCAAGCCGUGGUCAAGACCCUAUUGGGUAAAGGAUUCGUUUUCUCCCAAGAUGACCAGUCGCGCCUCAUUACCCCCGCCUCAGGACGCCCACACUCCUCCAGCUACAGCAAUAACACCGUGUAUCCAUAUACACACGACUGGAGCUCGGCAAUCCAAAGCCGGGCCAGCAACUACGCAAGUGAAAACUGCGUCGACCCGAACACCACUCCCCCUUCACCACCGCCCCCAUCACCCCCCUUAUCACCCACCGCAACGCUCACAGCCCUCGACGAGCUCCAAGAACGCACAUUCAGCCUCCUCAAAAAGCGCCAUGUCGUGCCAUAUGUUCAACCGAACUUGACUCUCGUCCACUGCACGGGAAUCCAACACCAUUCGUCGUCGUCCUCGCCCCGCGGCGCUUCCAACGGCGGCAGUCGCCGUAACAGCCGGCCCUCAUGGGUCGAUACCAUCGACGCAAAGCUGCACACGGCGCUGGUAGCCGCACUGGUAUCACAACCACGGUUUGUAUCAGUUACGUUCGCGAUGGACGACCCGCCAUCACUGCUGCUGGAUCGUGAGCUGCUGCCGCUGUUUGGCGGGUCGUUGGUCGGGCCGACAGGGGAAGGAGCUGGGUUGGUGCCAGUCUUCCUUGACUUGGCUGAUUUGCCAUUUGAAGCAACGGGCAUUGUGUCUGGGGUUGCGGGGCGGCUGGUCAAGGAGAUGGGGUGCUUGGUUUCGGAUGGCGAGCGGGCUGGAGGGGGCGAGCUGUCGUAUUUGUCAACGGCAAGGGCUGGUGCUGUCAUUUUGGAGGAAGGGGUUGCUGGAGAAGCCAUGGCUGUUUUGAAAAGAGGGCUUGUUGAAGAGCAGUGA
Messenger RNA from Thermochaetoides thermophila DSM 1495, 1266 nucleotides. RefSeq lists its product as uncharacterized. The record is from RefSeq and is a predicted model, not a curated record. Gene Ontology annotation, biological process: regulation of intracellular signal transduction; cellular response to L-arginine. Lineage: Eukaryota; Fungi; Ascomycota; Sordariomycetes; Sordariales; Chaetomiaceae. Gene Ontology annotation, cellular component: cytosol. Bases 1 to 1266 code for a protein of 421 amino acids. The transcript is spliced from 2 exons.